CCCCAUCCCCACCCCCAUGCCUGCCAUCAGCACCAGCUCCAGCUCCUCCUCCACCACCACCACCACCUCCAGCAGCAGCAAGGAAUCCCUCUGGCUGGCUGCCAUCAGGGAACGAGAGCGAGCGAGUGCGAGAGCUCCCCCCAGCCCUGUCGCCGUGGCCACCACCACCACCUCCUCCUCCUCCUCCUCCUCCUCUUCCUUCUGCUCCUUCUCCUCCUCGUCUCCUGCGCUCGCCUGCGGUGCCAAAGCCCAACACAUAGCUGCUUCAGACGUGUCUGCCGCUGACUGGCGAUCAAAGCUCCAGCCCUCCUCCAAUGGCCCAAGCCUGAACCGCCGUCUGAAGCGUCCGGCCCGGCCCGUGGCCUUAGUCUUUGACUGGCUCCGCGUGCAGCCAGGAGCCCUGUCCCCGCUCCUCUUGAGCCCCAACGAGUGCUGUGCCUAAGGCCGGGCCCUAGGGCCACACCGCUCUACCCCCGUUCCCCCAAUACACAACAGACACACACACACUGUCAACAACCACCUCCUGAUGUGCCCUCAUCUGGUCCUCCUCUUC
Molecule: messenger RNA, 553 nt
Organism: Sardina pilchardus (European sardine)
Lineage: Eukaryota; Metazoa; Chordata; Actinopteri; Clupeiformes; Clupeidae
Exons: 3
Coding region: 17-442 (141 amino acids)
Source: RefSeq, a predicted model, not a curated record